AUGCCGUACAGCCGAGACAACGACAAACCGCCGUUGGACGAAGAUGGGCAAGAGCUGAGCCGUUAUAGAAAAGACUCCCCAAUUGAGCAGUUGGGACAUAAUCUUCCAAUGGAACGUCGCAUCGCAUUUCCAACGUACAAUACGACUGGUUGUGAAUUUACAGACACGUACAUGACGAUCCGGAGUACUAAGGAAUCUCCCAAACCUUACGAUGGCCAGCUUGUUUGUAUCCAUCCAUUGUCUUACAGCGUCGAAGUCAUGGGCAGAUGCUACUUGAUAAAGUAA
This is a messenger RNA of Opisthorchis viverrini, 285 nucleotides long. RefSeq lists its product as hypothetical. Bases 1 to 285 code for a protein of 94 amino acids. The transcript has a single exon. Lineage: Eukaryota; Metazoa; Platyhelminthes; Trematoda; Opisthorchiida; Opisthorchiidae. The record is from RefSeq and is a predicted model, not a curated record.